This is a messenger RNA of Ylistrum balloti, 2358 nucleotides long. RefSeq lists its product as uncharacterized. NCBI's taxonomy places the organism in Eukaryota, Metazoa, Mollusca, Bivalvia, Pectinida, Pectinidae. The record is from RefSeq and is a predicted model, not a curated record. The transcript is spliced from 4 exons. Bases 1 to 513 code for a protein of 170 amino acids.
AUGGAUGGUGAUUGGCAGAGUAAUGAUGGAGACGAAGGAUUUGAUGAUGGAGAUGAAGCAGAGGAAGAAAAUGUUCCCAUGGACAUAAACUUGGUCACAGAAGGAGAAGAUGAACUAUUAAACGGUCCUCGAGCGAGUGUAUUCUAUAUGGUGCCACAGUCAGAGGAUAAAGGCAAAGACUACACAAAGACUGAAGUGGAGGAGAUGAUGAAGUCAGAGCAGUACCAAAAGAAAAUUGAUACUUGUCAUUUAUGUGGUCAAUGCUGGUACGAGGGCAAGUACAGUAAGGAUUGUCCAGAGUGUGAUGGCCAUCACAUGACCCGACCCUGUGCUAUAUGUGGAGGGGAAUGUAACCAGGUCUGGAACCGGGAUGUCAAGAUUUCACAUUCUUUCCACAAGGCUCAUUGGGAUGGGAAGUGCAUGCUUCCCAUAGAAGCCCAGAAUGCAUACAAGAAACGAAAUUCCUCACCAAGGUCACUGACGGAGGGCAUGCAGGACUUGUCAACGAGAUAACACAGUGGUGCCCUCUGUAGAAGUAAAUCAGAGGUUUUCUGGAACAGGAGACUUAACUUUAAAAAAUUGGAAACCUUUCACUUCUACAGUCCAUCACUAAUGAGAUUUAGAUAUCUAGAUGUACUUAACAUUGUAUUUUGGUUGAGUUCAAUCAAAAUCUAAUGCGCUUUACAAUACAUGACCUAUUUGUGCAGUUAAUAUCGCUUCAUGAUAUGACUUAUUUAUGCAUUUGAAAUACUUACAUACAUACUUUGCACAUUCACACAUUAAAUGAUUUUUUUUUUAAUUCCUAAGUAUGAUAAAUUUGCUUUUUCUGCUCUGAAUGUUUUAUCAGUUAAGGUUCUCUAUUACCAGGUAAAUUUAAACCAUCACUAAUCUGGUUGUCACAAAAUUCACCCUCAUUCACCCAGCCACUCAGUUGUCCUGAAAAUCAGCCACAUUCACCAACCCUUCUCUUAUCUAGUUGUCUAAAUAUGUAGUCUCAUUCAUGGAACCACUACUAAUCUGGCUGUCUGAAUAUUCAGUCUCUUUCACCAAACUACCAUUAAUCUGGUUUUUCUGAACAUUCAGUCUCUUUCACCUAGCCACAAUUCAUUGGGUUGUCCUAGUAUUCAGCUUCGUUCACCACUAAUCUUGUCGUCCCAAUAUUUAGCCUCAUUUACCUAGCCACCACUUAUCUGGAAGGUCUCAAUAUUUAAUUGGGAAGAGUAAUUUUGACACCUAUGUCUGGACAAACUGUAAAAUUAAUUUCUCAAACUCUGCCUGUUCACUAGUAUUUCAAAUAAUAAAAUGUACACCUCUGUGUUAAUGAUGUCCAUACUACAGGACCGAUAAACAAGGAAAUUUCUGACAAAACUCACGUUAUACAGUUAUUUGCAAUUUGUAAUCUACUGUAAGUUGGAAUAUUGUUAAAUAUGGCUAUACACAACAUUUUGACAUUUUGUUCACCACUGGAAAAUAUCUAGUACAAAGUUUUACAUUUCUUUGGAAAGCAGAUUGUCAGAUAAUGAAAUUACAUUGUCAAUGGAGAGUUAUAGCCCUUUGUAUAAGAAAGUUUGUCAAUGUUAAUCUCUUGAUUAUUUUGAGUGUUGGUCCUGCCUUGACAUAGCACUCACACGUUGCUACAGAAAUAUAUUAACUAAUUCAUUGACUCAACUGGUCAAAGUGUAACCUCCUGUUGUUUUUAUUUGGUAUGGAAUAACAGAGAACACAAAACAUAUCAUUAACAAGUAAACCAUUGUCAGAUUGAUUUAACUGGAGCAAUACUUGUGUACUCUGUUGGAUUACAUGUGUGUUUAAAAUGAGACUUGAUUACAAGUCCUGAACAUGAAUUUGAAGUGUUGCUAAACACAACUUUGUAACCAGGGUAUGUAUGUUUACUAUUGUAUGUUAAAAUUUCUUAUUGAACAAAAUGUGGAAUUCCAAAGUCUUGGGUUUGAAUACUGGUGUGGCCAUUUCAUUUUCUUUUUUAAUGCAUCAAUUAAGAUCAUUAGAGUACAGUAAAUAUCAUGGCCUAAUACCAAGUGUAAAAGACUUAAUCUCAUAUAUAUAUAACACUCAUAUAUAAGCUUCCUUACCGAUAGAUACUGCUGACAGAAUCAUGGAAAAACUUUAUAUAGCAUGAUACUUUCAUUUUCCAUUUAUGAUGUAUUGCAUCAAAUUGCAUAAUAUAUAUGUAUAUUUCGCAUAAAUUGUUGACUUUUGUAUCUCUAAGCUUGCAUAGCUGAGGUAAUUAACAUUGUAUAUAUUAUAUGUAUAUGGUAAAAUGUUGUAAUUUUUAUUUUUUUAUCAGUAGAUUGAGUUCUUUAUUUGUUGAUGUGCUUUAUGUCUCUAGCUUACCCCAAC